Messenger RNA from Tripterygium wilfordii, 736 nucleotides. RefSeq lists its product as uncharacterized. The record is from RefSeq and is a predicted model, not a curated record. Lineage: Eukaryota; Viridiplantae; Streptophyta; Magnoliopsida; Celastrales; Celastraceae. The transcript has 6 exons. Bases 65 to 523 code for a protein of 152 amino acids.
AGUCCGAGGAGGAGAGAGAGACGAAAGCAGACGCAGAGACGGAGCGAGAGAAAGGGAGGAGGAGAUGCUGGACAAUUCAACGACAUCUGCUGCUGCGGCUGAUCCAGUUAACAAGCGCCAUGCGCCUUCCAAUCAAAGAACUCGGUCUCACAACAGGCUCAAAUCAUCAGAGAAGAAUCAGUUUGCCAUUUCAAGAAAUAUUACUGUCGCAGAACAUGGUGAGACAAGGAGCGGUGGUCUUUUGAAUGAGAACACUUAUCCAGCACUAAUAGUUUUAGAAGGGUGUUCCCGCAGUGCAGCUUCUCAGUUUUUGAAUGAACGUUGGGCAGCUGCAAUGAAUUGCUAUAAUGAUACGAAAAUAGAUUUAUCUGAGAGACCAGUUAUGUACUCUGGAAGUAGUGCAUCAGCAUGGGGACACUUCAGACUUCCUCACCAGCUUAUGUCUCAAGCAAGCAGUGCCGGAGCUUCUUCUGGUUUGCAGAUGGACUUCUUGACUGAACUCCGUCGUGCCAUGGAAAGCUAAUGCUGGUUCUGACUACUAACAUUUCCAUAAACUUUAGAAAAUCAACUAGCUUUGCCUCAUAAUUAAAGUACUUCUUUGAACUCGUGCUUUGUUUUAAGGCCAGAUGUAAUUUAUUUUGUACAACCAUGGUCCAAACUCCAAAGGCAGCAAUGUACUUUAACUUGACUGGGCUUUCUUGGAAUCUAAAAUACUACUAGACCUUUUGUAUUUUGA